Messenger RNA from Thecamonas trahens ATCC 50062, 553 nucleotides. RefSeq lists its product as uncharacterized. Gene Ontology annotation, molecular function: 2 iron, 2 sulfur cluster binding; ferrous iron binding. Gene Ontology annotation, cellular component: mitochondrial matrix; cytoplasm. The transcript has 2 exons. The record is from RefSeq and is a predicted model, not a curated record. Bases 238 to 513 code for a protein of 91 amino acids. Gene Ontology annotation, biological process: intracellular iron ion homeostasis; iron-sulfur cluster assembly. Lineage: Eukaryota; Apusomonadida; Apusomonadidae.
GGGGGGGGGCGAUUGGGAGGGGGCAUGGGGAUGUCUGGGGAUGAAUGGAUGCUGUGUCUGUGUCGGGAUUGGAACGGGUUGAUGUGGUUGAUAUGGUUGCAUGUGGAUGUGGUAUGUAGCCUUGUGGUCUGGUCUGUCUGACGCAAGCCAUGGCCGACCAAGACACAUCCCUCUGAUUGCGGGUGUACUCACAGAAAGCCGAGGUACGAUGAUGGUGAACAGGCGUGUGGUGACGUGAUGAAGCUGCAGAUCAAGGUCGACGAGAACGGUGUUAUCGCUGAUGCCAAGUUCCGUACUUUCGGUUGCGGGUCGGCGAUCGCGUCGUCGUCACUGGCGACCGAGUGGGUGAUCGGCAAGACGGUUGAGGAGGCUGCGGCGAUCAAGAACGCCGAAAUUGCCAAGUACCUCUCGCUGCCGCCUGUCAAGCGCCACUGCUCGAUGCUUGCCGAGGACGCCAUCAAGACUGCACUCCACGACUACAAGGAGAAGCUGGAGAAGAAGACCCAGAACUAGGCGUAGAGUGUGUGCUGCCGGAUAAACUGUUUCUCCCACC